AUGCGGUGGUUACUUUCGUUGGCGUUGGCGACUUUCACGGCUGCUUAUGUCCAACAAGACGGCAGUACUUGUACAUUGUACCCCGAGUCACUCAACAAUGACGGCCAAGCAAUUGAUGAUGCCCCUUCUAUCCACAAGGCCUUUGAUCUCUGCGGCCACAAUGGUCAAGUCAUUUUUGCCGCGAACCACACAUUCAACAUCAACACUGUUAUGAACACAACAAACUUGGUGAACUGCGACGUCAUCCUUCGAGGCGAACUGCGCUGGUCGACCGACAUUUCUUACUGGCUGUCUCACUCCUACUCCGUUGUCUUCCAGGACCAGUCAACUGCGUGGCUGUUUGGUGGCGAAAAUGUUACUUUCCGCAGUGAAGAAGGUGGUUGGUACAAUGGCAACGGCCAGGCCUGGUAUACGCAAAACCAGAACCGGAGCAAUCAGCCCGGUCGCCCUAUCAGUAUCACCUUCUACAACUCCACCAAUCUUGUUGUGGAUGGAUUGAACAUUACCCAGCCGCAGUUCUGGGCGACAUUUGUUUCUUACAGCAAGAAUGUCUCCAUCACGAACCUCUAUGUCAACGCGACAAGUAAUGACCAGUGGGGUACGGUCAACACCGAUGGAUACGAUUCGUGGAACAGUGAUACACUGCUUGUUGAGAAUGCAGUCGUCGUUAACCAAGACGAUUGCAUUGCCGUCAAAGGGAACACCACCAACCUCAUGGUGAGGAACGUCACAUGCUAUGGAAACUACGGUAUGGCCAUCGGAUCGGUCGGACAAUACCCUGCCACACCCGACUAUGUAACGAAUGUCACAUUCGAGAACAUCAAGUGCCACGACUGCCAGGAAGCCGCUUUGAUCAAGACUUGGCAGGGAGAGAACGAUGACGGUAGCUCGAACGGCGACAGCGGAGGUGGGGGUAGUGGCGUGGUCAAGAACAUUGUUUUCCGUGACUUUGAGAUCAAUAAUGUUGCUUUGCCGAUUCAGAUCUCGCAAUGCAUCUACAGUGAGAGCACAAGCACCUGCAACACCUCCAAGAUGGCUAUCGAGGAUAUUACAUGGUCCAACAUCAAGGGAACCUCGCGGUACAAUAUCGCAUCUUCUAUUUACUGCUCGGACGUGCACCCCUGCCCAGGUCUCAAGUUCGAUAAUAUCGAGAUUCAAUCCGUCAACAGGACUUUGGGCUUGCCAAUGUGGAACACAAACCUGCAAGACGAGGUCUACCAGUGCACGAACAUCGUGAAUGGCCAAGGCAUUCCUUGCAACCACGCCGCACCGAGUAACUACGGUCAGACCGUUACGUCAAACGUUCAGGGCACUGAUGCUAGCACGGAGAAAUCAAAGACCACCGGUGCGGGGAACAAGAAAGGGAAGCAGGAGAAACUCGGAUUGAAGCAAUAA
Messenger RNA from Penicillium atrosanguineum, 1395 nucleotides. RefSeq lists its product as uncharacterized. Lineage: Eukaryota; Fungi; Ascomycota; Eurotiomycetes; Eurotiales; Aspergillaceae. The record is from RefSeq and is a predicted model, not a curated record. The transcript has a single exon. Gene Ontology annotation, molecular function: polygalacturonase activity. Bases 1 to 1395 code for a protein of 464 amino acids. Gene Ontology annotation, biological process: carbohydrate metabolic process.